This is a messenger RNA of Betta splendens (Siamese fighting fish), 1238 nucleotides long. It is a transcript of the gene trir, whose product is annotated as telomerase RNA component interacting RNase. NCBI's taxonomy places the organism in Eukaryota, Metazoa, Chordata, Actinopteri, Anabantiformes, Osphronemidae. The coding region runs from base 510 to 986 and encodes 158 amino acids. The record is from RefSeq and is a predicted model, not a curated record. Gene Ontology annotation, molecular function: 5'-3' exonuclease activity; 3'-5' exonuclease activity. The transcript is spliced from 3 exons.
GCCGCGACGUCACCAGAGAACAUUAAAUAUGGCGGACAACAAGUAGCAAAGAGACGGUGAAGCUAGCGAUCAGCGUCGGUAAAAUAGCAACGUUUCUUUCGAGUGUUUGACUUUUGCCGUGUGUCGUGUUUGUGUUUUAAAUUUGGACACGUCUGACGCGAGCUGAAGGCAGUUUUUCGGCUGAGGCCCCGGUGAGACGGGCGUUAGCCUGCAGAGUUAGCGUUAGCCGAGCCAGCGUUAGCCGAGCCAGCGCCCGCCUCGGUUCUCCCCGGAUCCUGACGCUGUGAAGCGUUUUAGCUUUUUGUUUGACUUAUGUAUCACAGCAGCGUGUGUCUGGGUCGGACCGAGCAUCUGUUGGGACGGAGUCUAGUUCCUGUGAGUGCGGGCACAACGCGGCGUGUAGCGCUUGGUUAAAGGCCAGCUUUUGACAAAGGCGCUGAUAAAAACGGACGCGCUCGUUUUCGUAACGUUCGCUGUCGGACUGUUUAUGAGCAGAACACCCAGGGAACAUGGAGGCUAAGCGCGCGCACGCUGAGCCACGCACGAGCAGCAGCAGCAGCGGCAGCGGGGACUCGAGCUGCGGCAGCCCGGGGUCGCCCUCCAGUAGCCCGGCGCCGGCCACCAGCUCGGCCCCGGCGCCCGGAAACGCGUUCGCCAACGACGGCAGCUUCAUGGAGAUGUUCAAGAAGAAGAUGGAGGAGGAGGCGAGGCGGAAAACGGAGACGCAGCAAACAGGUGGCGCUGCCAGAGCCUCCGAGCAGGGACAGGCCUCUGUGGACAGGAAGCCGCCUCCCGUGACGAGCUUUGUGGGGAAGCGCAGAGGAGGCGUGUUCCUAAAGACUGGUGUGGUUGCCAAGAAGCAGAAACAGGACUCAGAGCGGGAGCCAGGCAAGAGCGAUGCCUGGACAAAGUACAUGGCUGAGGUGAAAAAGUACAAAGCCCACCAGUGUGGAGACGACGAUAAAACCCGGCCUCUGGUUAAAUAGGCUCCGAGUCGCCACCAGGGAGAAACGGGCCCCUCCUGAUCUUCUCACGGUGCCAGUUCAAACUCCCGUCAAGGGUUUCACAAACUUUGCCCUGUUUUUUAGUAUCAUUCUGUUUUCUGUUGUUGGACUUUAAUCUGGAAUUUCUGAAAUUUGGAAUAUGCUGAUUGUUUAAAUUUUGUGUUAGGGUUCAUUAAAGUAUUAAUUUGUUAGCAGCUAAAUCGAGGUUCCAAAUAAAUGUACACUGCCUGUUUA